CAACCUUUCUCCGGGUGAUCUUCCUAGGAGCGGAUCUCUGCAGAGGCGCGCGGUGAAGGUGAACUUGGUUUGCACACCAAGCGUUUGUAGUCUACAGGCAGAUUCCUUGGGUAAGUUGGACCAUCAUGUGGAAUGGUUCAAGAUCUGGCCCACGGGGAGGAAUGCCUUUUCGUGGGGACCAUCGAGGGGAGAUGUUUGAAGGAAGAGAUGGGCCGAUGCCUGGCUUCAGAGGACGAGAUGGUAUGAACAUGGGCGCUGGGCUUCUGGACCGGCCUCCAAUGGACAUGAGGAGGUUUGACUGCCCUCCAGAUAUGAUGGGGCGAAACAUGGGUCUUCUGGACAGAGGAAGAGACCAUCCCAGAGACUUCUUCAGGCCUGGAGAUGAGCCCGAUGUAAACUUCAGAAGACAUUUCGAGGCGGAAGGGAGGAAUAACCAGCUCAAUGCUCCAGGGUUUAUGGGGCAGGGCAGGCCUCCGAUGGACAUGGGAGGCAGAGACAUGCCGCACAGAGGAAUGAGGGGCCCUGAAGAUGAGUUCAUGGACAUGAGAGAGAGGGACAGGUUCAGGAUGGACAUGCCAGGUUACAACAACAACAUGCCUCCCAUGGAUGUUAGGAGAAGGGGUGGUAUGGAGCAAGUAGGGAGAAAUGAUAAUUUAAGAGACAGAGAGAGGUCACACAUGGGUAUGAACGAUAUCGAUGGGUUCAGUAUGGACAUGCCUCCUCGGGAAAGACCAGGGAUGGACUUCGAGAGGCGAGGUUUCGCGCCUUCGUUGAAUCCUAGAGGAAGGUUUGAGUCUGAUAUGGAUUUUAGGAAUCGUAUGGGGGGAUCUGGAGAAUUUCGUGACCGAUCCCCGAUGUUUCGGGAGAAUGAUGGCGCGCCAAUGGACGUUAGAGGAAGACCAGAUAUGUCGAGGGAUGAUCGCAGAGGUCAGGAUAAAUCAAUGCUCAGAGAACCGACUUUAAGGGACCGGGAGUUCCCCGAGCCAGAUAAUCCAGAUGAAUUUGGAGAUGAUGAUGAGAAGUCACUGUCUGAAGAGUGGCACAAGCAAAGCAUGAGAGACAGAGACACCUUUUCACCAAUGAUGAAUCGAGGAGGUUCAUCUUUCCCCAGAGACAUGAACGAGCGAUUUGUGCCUGGUCACGGCAAGGAAGGGGAUUUAGGAGAACCCAAAUUCAAUGAUAGAGAGAGAGAUCGGCCACCUAUUGAGUUUCCAGGCAAAGACUGUGGACCGUUCUCUCGACCUGAGAGAGACGGUCCUCUGGGUCCUCUGGGUCCUUUGGGUCCUGUGGGUCCUGGAGGUCCUGUAGGUCCUGGUGCCCAAAGCUGGGAUAAGAACAUUCCUUCUGUUUUCCCAGGCAGAGAACCACCUCUCUCCAUUCAGAAACCUCCACUCCUUCCAUUGGAUCCUCCUGUAAAUAUUCCCAGUAGAGACGGCGAUGGUAAACGCUGGUCAAGAGACAGAGAGGAGACGUCAGACAGUGCUGUUCCACCCAGACGCCCAUUCUUUCCAGAUAAAAGCCUCCCAGACCAGGAGACUCGCUUAUCACUCGAUCCAGGAGCUUUUAAGGGAUCUAAAGAUCUGCCUCUCGAUCAAGGUCCAAAGAAAGGCAGUUUACUGCCGGGUCCCAGAGAGUCUCCAAGUAGCAGAGGUGAAAGACAAGACCAGGACUAUCGAGACAUCGAUUACAGGACCAGUGCAGGACAGAAAUACGACUACAUCCUCGGGGAUCUUCAAACUCCUGAGAGGAAAGAGCCUAAACUGCCUCCAACUGAUAGACCAAGCGAUUCUGGUUCUCAGGACCAGGAUUACAGGAGUGCCGGUGUUCAGGAUAAGGUGUCUAAUACCAUUGCCAUCUCUGGAAUUCCCAAAACUGCUACAAUGCAGCAGAUACUGGAUGCCUUUGCAGUUCGUGAUGGUGUUCCAAUGCAAGGCAUGAAGAUUAAGGAUGUUGUUCCAGGUUACAGCUACGAUACGGCCUAUGUGGAGUUUUUAAACCUCGAGGAUGCUGUCCACUUCAUGGAGUCCAACCAGGGUUCAGUAAAAGUUGGAAAUAAGACUGCUCUGUUGAAGUACAUCCAGCCUGACAGAAACGCGAAAGAACAGCAACAGGAUCCACUGCCUAAACCUCCCCCGUCCAGCCAGGAUGGCUUACUGCCGAUUCCAGUUUCCCUCAAACCCACUAAUGUGAAGGAGGAAAGCUCCGGGAAGCCUCUGAAUGAACCCCUCCCGCAGGGAAUGUGGCAGAGAAGCUCCAAUUUGACUCCUGAAGCUUGGCAACAGCAGGUCGACAGACAGAUACAGGAGCAGGAGGCGGAGAAACAGGCGGAGGAAUGGGCCAAUCAGAGAGCUUCUCGUCACAACCUGCAACACUCCGACCCCAUCUUUAAAGAGAGCAAAACAAUGAUCAUUAAGAACGUGUUGCCCACCACCACCGUGGAGACAAUCCUGAAGGCUCUGGAUCCUUUUGCUUACCUGGAUGAGAGAAAUGUUCGUCUUGUUAAAGGGAAGGCCCCUGGAGCUAAAUGCUUCUGCUUUGUUGAUAUGGACUCCCAUGAGCAUGUGACAAAACUGGUGGAGCUGUUGAAUAAACCCCGCCCCAUCAUGAUAGAUGGAGUCCGAGUAUACGCAGAGGUGGCCAAACCUCUAAAGAACCAAAACUACCGAAGAGAAUUUGACAAGUCCAGCACUUCUCUUCUGGGUUAUCCCCCUGAGGUGAUGGAGCAGCACCAACAACAGCAGCAGCUGCAGCAACAGCAGCAGUACCUUCCUCAACCUUUACACCCAGCUGUAGGUCUUCCUCCUGCCAUGCAAGUGCAUCCAGUUGGAGCCGAUUCUGCCCUGACUUCAGACGCAUUACCGAGUUCAAGCUUAACACAAGGAGUCCUGUACUCUGAAGCUCCUGCUAUGGAGCCUUCAGUUCAGCCUCCUCAUCUCCAGGCUGUACCUGUACCUGACCCUGCUCUCGCUGCCUCUGCUGAUGGAACUGAACACUACACUUAUGGUUCAGAUGCUCCAGAUUUGUCUGCCUUCCUGUAUGAUGCUACAUCAGGCUUCUACUACGACCCCCAGACCACGCUGUACUAUGACCCCAAUUCAAGAUAUUUCUACAACGCUCAGACUCAGCAGUACCUGUACUGGGACAGCACCUCAAAGACCUACAUACCAGUAGAAGGUUCUGCUGCAGAGCCUCAGGAGCCGAGUGUAGAACCCGCUCCUGUAGUUCAGGCAGUGGCUGAGUUUCUGCCAGCAGCACCGUCCAUGCCCGUGGUGGAGGAGAUAAAGGUGGUUCCAGAGGGAGUUUCGGAGAGAAGGGAGGAUGAAGAAGCCGCCGCACGAACAGAAAAGAAAGAGAAGGAGAAAGAAGAUAAGCCUAGGAGCUUGGCAGCAUUCAAGAUCAUGAAAGAUAUGGAGCGCUGGGCCAAGAUCCAGAACCGGCAGAAGGAGACGGUUCGAGCUCCAUCUCCUGUCCUGAAGAGCGGAGCAGACGACAAGAAGACCUCCAAGGCAGCUGAUGCAGCUUUUGCUAUCUUUGAAAGAAAGGGCACAGGUGCAGAAGACUUAUUCAAAAAGCCUCUCGCUCCACCAAGGAAAGACGAGAAAGGAUCAAAGGGACCCAUGGGCUCUCUGGGCAUGCUGGCAGCUGACUACGGAGCGGGCAGUGACGAAGAGGAAGAGGACAAGCACGAGAAGCAUGAAGCACCGCAGCCUGCCAAGAGCCAGUCUCAGUCCGAGGAUAAGGAGGACAGACUGACGGACUGGAAGAAGAUGGCCUGUCUGCUGUGCAGGAGACAGUUCCCCAAUAAAGACGCUUUAAUCCGUCACCAGCAGCUCUCAGACCUGCAUAAGCAAAAUAUGGAAAUCCAUAUGAAGAUCAAACGGUCGAAGAGGGAGCUUGAAGCAUUAGAAAACCAAGAGAAAGAGCUGAGUCAGAAGGAGACGAGCAGUCCUCCUGAUACGAAGAGACGGAAACAGCAGAACACAUGGGCCGGCGGUUCCAGGGACUCACAGAAAGGUGGUGACAGACCAGGUUUAGGUCUGGAGACGACAGAGAAGAAGAAGAAAGAACCGGUGGUCUGGAACUCGGCUACGUAUAAGCAGGCAGUACGGAAAGCCAUGUUUGCUCGUUUUAAGGAGCUGGAAUGAUUGUUAUUAAGAGACUGAAGAGAACUGAAGAGUGAAAUGGACACAAACACACCCGCAGUAGAGCGUAUAUAUUUUAUUGGCAGCUCAUUCCAGACGUUAUUCUGCAAGUUAAGACGACGUGUGACUGAUUUCCCCUCUGUGUUCCGGUUCUGUGCCUGUAAUUAUGGACCAGUUUUCUCCCAGCAGCCAAACGUCCUCAGUUCUGCUUUAUCUGCCCUUUUCUAGCUCUAUUUUUCAGGGCUUUUAAACACUCGUACUUCACUUACUUGAUCUCGACUUUGUAUUGUGAUGACUUUUUUUUUUUUUUUUUAAAUGCCAAAAUGAAUCGGUGAGUUCAGUGUUUACAAGCUCACCUUACUGUUAUGACUGUCGUAGUCUUUGAGUCAAUAAAACUGUCUCUGUGUGACUGCUAACAUCU
Astyanax mexicanus (Mexican tetra) is the source of this 4563-nucleotide messenger RNA. RefSeq names its product RNA-binding protein 6 (gene rbm6). The record is from RefSeq and is a predicted model, not a curated record. Lineage: Eukaryota; Metazoa; Chordata; Actinopteri; Characiformes; Acestrorhamphidae. Gene Ontology annotation, molecular function: RNA binding. The transcript is spliced from 23 exons. Bases 126 to 4145 code for a protein of 1339 amino acids. Gene Ontology annotation, cellular component: nucleus. Gene Ontology annotation, biological process: mRNA splicing, via spliceosome.